This is a messenger RNA of Lymnaea stagnalis (great pond snail), 2521 nucleotides long. NCBI's taxonomy places the organism in Eukaryota, Metazoa, Mollusca, Gastropoda, Lymnaeidae. The record is from the annotation of a GenBank genome assembly.
UAAAUUGUUACAAGCAGAUUUGCCUUUUCGACGCCUGGUCUGCUUUGAACUGUAUGUAAAACUGACGAUGUUUGUAGUUAUAGAGCUAGAGCUCAACUUACUUAUUAUUUUAUAUCAGAUGCAAAAAUCAGUUUAAACAUUGUGCAGAAAAUUUUUUAAAUUAUAAAGAUGAUCAAUUAUCAUAAGAUAAGAUAAGAUAAGAUAAGAUUCUUUUAUUGAUCCAAAUAAAUGGAAAUUUUUUUUGAUUGCAUUAUAUAUUUUCAGCUCAAAAAUAAAACAAUUUGAACACAAGACAUUUAUAUUAAAUUAUUUCCAACAGCCAUUCAGUGAGUUCUCAUAGCAAAAUCGGGGACUUAUUAGUUCUCAUUCAGAUGUGUGACUUCAGAGGAAGCAUGCCGGUACAUUCGUACAGAUUGGGGAACAAAAGAAUUUUUGUAUCUGUCAGUCCUCGCCUUGAUGGAAAGAAUUCUUCCCGAACAGCCCGAUCCUAAGUAUCUGUGAUUGAAGAGGGUGGGAUGUAUCAUCCAAAAUGUGUUUAGUUCUACAAAAAAUCUUUCUUCCAAUAGUUCUUCAAGUAAAGGAUGUUUAGUUUGUGUUAUGUUCCUAACUUUCUUGAUUAGUCGGUUUAUGCGGUGUUUAAUAUCAGACGUUGAAUUCCCACACCAGCAGGUAAUAUUGAAAUUAUCAUCAGAAUUUGAUAGAAAGUUGAAAAUAUAAAAAUUCUAAAUGGCAUGAUGAUAACUGCAAUUUAAUUUAUGAUUUUAAACAUUAAUAUUUGUUUACCGAAAAAUGUUAAAACAUGUUAUACUAAUCACUGAGUGGCUGCGAAAAUAAUUACAAUUUUUUUUUAGGAAAUAUAAUAGUUAUCUGAGUUUUGGCUUUAAGGACUUUAAAAUAUAAUUAAUCAUUUCUAAAAUAAUGAAUUUUUUUAUGACUGCUGUUGUCAAAAUGAUUUAUUACAAUUUUUUACAUUUAAACUAUUUUUUCCAGCAAUAAAAAAAAAGCCAACCUGACUGAGCAGUUGUGUCAGAUGUUCCGAGCCAUGAUGCCCAUAUUGGGCAAUACAGACACUAGUAUUAUUACUCCACUUUUAGCCUCAGGAGAUCAGGUGAAAAUCAUCUCUUUAACAAACUUAUCAUACUGCAUUCUUUGUUACCAUUACAUUUGUCGUAUUUCUGCUGGUUUUAAUGUCAUAGAAUUUAAAAGUUUAACAAUAAAUAAAAUUAAGUUAAGAAAAGAAGACAAAAAUUAUAGUGAAAUUUUAUUUGUUUACAAUGCCAAAAGGGGAUAGUCUAUUUUAUUUCUAUGUAUUUACUGUGGUAUCAGAAGAUCUAAAUUUUACAGUUGAAAGAGAAAUUUGUCUAAACGUGGAAGCACACAUUAAUAGUUUAAUGAUUUAUAAAUAACAUAAAGAAACACAGGGCAGGAAGUGGGGUUGGAGGGUUAACCUGAAAUAAAGAUGCAACAACAGACUUGCAAAAGACUUACACAGCAAACAAAUUAUGUGAAAAUAAAAUAUAAAAUAGAAGAAUAUUUGUCAGGCUGUGUGAAGUUCAAGCGAAAAUGUGAACUGGUAGUGAAUCAAAAGUGUGAAUGGAUAUAAUUGCAAGAGGGGGGAAGAAGAAAGUAAAAGAACAGGAUAGGAUUUUGCAGAGAAAAAGGGUUGAGAGCAGAGAGAGAGAGAGAGAGUUACAAAGUGAACCAACAAAAACUCUGUUGAUUUAAUGUGAUUGAAGCAUACAACUGUCCUUAUCAAUGAUUUAAUGUGAUUGAAGCAUACAACUGUCCUUAUCAAUGAUUUAAUGUGAUUGAAGCAUACAACUGUCCUUAUCAAUGAUUUAAUGUGAUUGAAGCAUACAACUGUCCUUAUCAAUGAUUUAAUGUGAUUGACGUAUAGAACUGUCCUUAUCAAUGAUUUAAUGUGAUUGAAGCAUGCAACUGUCCUUAUCAAUGAUUUAAUGUGAUUGACGUAUAGAACUGUCCUUAUCAAUGAUUUAAUGUGAUUGAAGCAUGCAACUGUCCUUAUCAAUGAUUUAAUGUGAUUGAAGCAUGCAACUGUCCUUAUCAAUGAUUUAAUGUGAUUGAAGCAUGGGACUGUCCUUAUCAAUGAUUUAAUGUGAUUGAAGCAUGCAACUGUCCUUAUCAAUGAUUUAAUGUGAUUGAAGCAUGCAACUGUCCUUAUCAAUGAUUUAAUGUGAUUGACGUAUAGAACUGUCCUUAUCAAUGAUUUAAUGUGAUUGAAGCAUGCAACUGUCCUUAUCAAUGAUUUAAUGUGAUUGAAGCAUGCAACUGUCCUUAUCAAUGAUUUAAUGUGAUUGAAGCAUGGGACUGUCCUUAUCAAUGAUUUAAUGUGAUUGAAGCAUGCAACUGUCCUUAUCAAUGAUUUAAUGUGAUUGAAGCAUGCAACUGUCCUUAUCAAUGAUUUAAUGUGAUUGACGUAUAGAACUGUCCUUAUCAAUGAUCCCAACAGGGUUACUCAGCACUACAGUCAUUGGCUGGGAUGGUGAACGGUGCCUGUGAG